AUGACGCUCAACGACUUCGAGGAAGGCGGCAACGGCGGCGACCGGUCGAAUUGCGACGGCAGGUUCCAGUGGUAUGCCAAGGACAGUUGCCUUUUCGAAGAACAUACAGAUCAGCGCGUCAGGGCAGAAACUGAGGAAUCGGUGGAUGGACAGACCACGAACUCGCUAGUUAGGGCGGGCCUCCUUGUGUUUGCUCUGGCGGGCCUCCUGCUCGUCACGUUCCCAGGCCUCCGCGUGGGCACCAAGUUCCAGCCGAGCGGCUCGCUGGAGUGGCCGAGCACGGGUCACGUGUGCGGGGAGUGCUGCAAGCCGGGGCACAUCUACCUGAGUCUGCUAGGUAUGCUCGCCGCUGGUCACUGGGACUUCGAAGCGAGCGGAGAUGGCAGCCACCCAUCGGAGUGCGACGGCAAGUACACAAUAACACACUGUGUCGUGGCCCUUUCCACUGGGUGGUACAACCACGGCAAGUACUGCCACAGGCACAUCCAGAUCAACGCCAAGGGAAGAUCCGUGCUCGAGGUCGUGGACAGGUGA
Panicum virgatum (switchgrass) is the source of this 534-nucleotide messenger RNA. RefSeq names its product putative ripening-related protein 2. The transcript has 3 exons. The record is from RefSeq and is a predicted model, not a curated record. Lineage: Eukaryota; Viridiplantae; Streptophyta; Magnoliopsida; Poales; Poaceae. The coding region runs from base 1 to 534 and encodes 177 amino acids.